AUGAACACAACCUGGUCCAACGUUCAGCAACCUCUAGCUCCUCAAAGAGAUGUAUUGAAGGGCGAUGCUACUGUCAUCCUGGGAGCAGGUGUCAUUGGCCUAGCGACAGCCUAUCAGCUGGCUCUUGCCCAUCAAAAGGCUGCCAACGCGACAUCCAGGCGACCUGGAAAGAUCAUCGUCGUCGAACGAGCUGCGCACAUCAGUCCUGCUGCUUCUGGUCAAGCGACAGGCGGACUUGGAGACUUUGGCUUCUCGAGCGAUGUCGCUGAUUUGGGCAUUCUGUCCUAUAAAUUGUUUCAGGAACUUGCUGUCACGAAGGGAAUGAAGGAGUUUGGCUUUAGCGAGUCUACGAUCUAUCGCACCAUACCCGACAACUUCAAGGGUAUGCCUAAGCCACCCGACAGUUGGGGCCCAAGUCCUCCUGUUGAACAACUUCUAUCUGCGCUCCCUGACUGGAUCAAAACCAAGAGCGACUGGUCAGUGCAGCGCAUGGCUGGGCCACCUCAUGCAUCGCAUCUUGACCCCGCUCAGUUCUGCCAGUUUCUCUCCUACAAAUGCAAGAAACUGGGCGUUGAGUUCGUGUUCAACGCGAAUGCAACAUCAGUUCAGGCAGCACCAGGAGCGAGACAUUUCAAAAGUAUCCAGAUCGAGCAACAAGAUGGUGACUCGCUCAACAUACCAUGCAGAAGCCUGGUCAUAGCAGUUGGCCCUUGGUCCCCACACGUCUUCUCAACACUCUUCCCUCACGCAUCUUUCCAACUCCCAAUGAACUCCACAGCGUCAGCCGGAAACCACUUCCGUGUCCGUGAACCUGGAUGGAAGCCAGAGGACGACGAGAAGGGAAGUCAGCAAGUCUUUGUCCAAAGCGAAGUUCCGGGUAGACAGGGUCUCGACAUCACUAGUUUUCCAGGCGGUGAGUUGUAUGUAGGUGGGUGGGGUGCUACAGCGGAAGGACUUCCAGAGCUUGCAGAGGAUGUGCAUGCGCAGCCGGGUAAGAUUGAGAAAAUGAAAGUGAUUGUGAAGGGGUAUCUGAGGGUGCCAGAGGAUGAAGAGUUGAAGAUCUUUGCGGAAGGAAGGUGCUACAGGCCGCUUGCGAUGUUCAGACAUCCAAUUGUCACGAAGGUGGACUGGGAGUUGCUGGGUAUGGAUGAUAGCUCCCAGGAUACGCCGCGUCUUUCGACGCAAAAGGACGGUGAUCAGGGUGAUCGGUACGGCCCUGGGGGUCUGUUCCUUAAUACGGCCCACGUCGAUGACGGUGUGACAAUAUCGCUUGGAAGUGGAAAGGUGAUGAGCGAGCUAUUGUUGGGUUUACCACUUUCGGUCGAUAUUUCGGGACUGGGACUGAGCUGA
Molecule: messenger RNA, 1350 nt
Organism: Alternaria incomplexa
Lineage: Eukaryota; Fungi; Ascomycota; Dothideomycetes; Pleosporales; Pleosporaceae
Exons: 2
Coding region: 1-1350 (449 amino acids)
Biological process (GO): retrograde transport, endosome to Golgi
Cellular component (GO): cytoplasm; late endosome
Molecular function (GO): oxidoreductase activity
Source: RefSeq, a predicted model, not a curated record